AUGUCACAGGACCAACUGUACCAACAAAUGUCUGAUCUGUCGUUGGAUCAGCAGCCUCAACUACCGUCAAAGAGUGGCAGGAAACACAAGAGACCUGCCAGAGCAUACCACGAUGUUAAUGGCGAUAAUUUUAACAGUGGAAUGCAAGCCCAAGGAAAUGAUCAACAAUUUAUGAGCCAAGGUCAACCUAACAUAAACAUGAAUACACCCCAAUUUAACAAUGCUGCUCAAUUUGGUGGGGCUGGACCUGCGCAUGGUCAAAUAUUUACCUCACAACAGGUGAAUUCACCGAUGUCUAACAACGGUGCUUCUAAUGGAAAUAUACAAAAUCAAAUGACAGGGGCUAACCAAUUUGGGAACAAUAUCUCUUCAAACAACGUAAGCGACGCUCAAGGUACUUCUUCUCAUUAUGUUCCUAUUCAGAGAUGGGAAGACCAAAUAAAUAUCUUGAAUAAAACAUUCCAAACUGUGAAUGACUCUGUGGCACCAUUACCAACAACUAGUUUUUACAGCGUCGAUCAGGGAUCAUGUAAUCCAAGAACGAUGAGUUUGUCGAUGUUAAAUAUUCCUGAAAAUGAACAGUUGAGACAUGCAACCAAGUUACCAUUAGGUAUGACUAUACAGCCAUUUGCUGAAUUGGUAACCGUAGAUGGUUCUGAAAUUCCCAUUAUCAGUUCUGUAGAUGCGGAAAAUAACGUGAAAGCUCCAGUUCGUUGCCAACGUUGCCGUUCUUAUAUUAAUCCUGGUUAUAAAUUAUCAUACGAUUCAACAUUCUUAUGUAACAUUUGUAAUGUUAAAUCAAGAAUGCCAAUGGAUAUACUUCCGGGUAUAGAUAAUGGUGGAAACGCAACCACCUUAGAAGGGAGACUAGAGAUGAAUCAUGGUACAGUGGAUUUUCUUGCACCUUCCGAAUACAAUGCUAUUCAAGCUAAAGAACCUCUGCCAUUACAUUAUAUUUUUGUCAUUGACGUGACAUCAAUGGCCAUUGGAAAUGGCAGUGCAAUGGCAGUUAUUGAAGCCGUUAAACAAUCAAUAGAAUAUAUUAUUGAUUAUCAACCAAAAUGUAAGGUUGCUAUUAUGACAUUCGACAACAAAUUGAAAUUUUAUAACUUGAGACCAGAUUUAGAUGCUGCACAGGAAUAUAUUGUUGCAGAAUUAUCUGAUGUGUUUAUUCCAUUCUAUAAUGGCCUGUUUGCCGAUCCUGCGGAAUCUAUAAAUGUAAUUACUGACACCUUAAGGAAAAUUGAAAAUUUUAUUAGAAACGAUAUAGGUGGCCCUGUUCCAUAUAAUUGCUAUGGUUCUGCAAUUCAAGCUGCCCAACUUGCCUUAUCUGAAUUUACAGGCAACCAAGGUGGUAAGAUAAUCUGUUCUCUAAAUUCAUUACCAACAGUUGGCAAUGGUAACCUAAGUGUAAGAAAGGAUGACAAUCUGAAACAGAAUCUACAAUGUGACAACGACUUCUAUAGAAAAUUGUCUGAUGAAUUAUUAAAAUCUUACAUAUCUGUUGAUAUUUUCGUAACUUCUGACGCAUUUGUUGACAUGUUAACAGUCGUUACCCCAGUCGAAAUGACAGCAGGUACAUUAAAGUAUUAUCCAAAAUUUCAAAAGGAAAUGGAUGACCAUUUAAUUAUAAAUGACAUGGUGGAGAACAUUUCAAACAUUGUCGGUUAUCAGGCCUUACUGAAAGUCCGUUGUUCGACUGGUUUGACUGUUGAUCAGUACUACUUAAAAUCUGUAGACUACUCUGACCGUGAUCCAUUGAUCCCUGUUAUAACAAAGGAUACAGUUAUAGAUGUCCUAUUGAAAUAUACUGAUAAGCUUAAAGCAAAAGAAGAUGCUUACUUUCAAACAGCUAUCCUGUACACUGAUAUAAAUGGUAUAAGAAAAGUCCGUUCCAUCAAUUGUACCGGUGCGGUGUCUAAUAAUAUGGCGGAAGUAUUUAAAUUUAUGAAUCAAAAUUCCUUAAUGCGUAUUAUGAUAAAGGAUGUUAUUAGAACGAUUGGAAAUUGUGAUUUUAUUGGGAUUAGAAAGACCAUCGAACAAAAAGUUGCGGAGAUCUUAACUCAAUACACUGCACUUGUUGGUAGAAGAACAAAUUCUUUAAUUCUUCCAGACGCAAUAAAGACGUUACCUAUGUAUUUGUUAUCUUUUGAAAAAUCUGAUCUUAUGAAACCAAAUUUCCGUAGUACUCGUGGUAAUGAGAGAAUUUAUGAUCUAUUCCAAUAUGGAAUGCUUAAUAGUGCUAGAUUGUCAUACAAGUUAUAUCCUCAAUUUAUCCCAUUGCAUACACUAUUAGAAGAAAAUGAUUUAACUUUCUAUGAUGUACACAAUAAAAUGUUACAAAUUGAAUCAAAAUCUAUAAUGGAAUUAUCUGUAAGAAAUGGAUACAACCAACUUCUUAACGGUGGCUGUUAUCUGAUUUGUGAUGGUGAAAAAGUGUACUUGAUGUUCAAUAAGAACACUAAUAGAAUGCUAUUACAAGAUUUACUAGGAAUUGAUCCUACGAUUGCCCUUGGUGAUAUCACAUUAUAUGGUGGUAUUCUUCCUGAGAUUGAUACACAAAUCAAUGAGAAGGCAAGGAAUAUGGUACAAUACUGGUGUGAAAUUUGUAAUAAACAAUCUUUACCUAUAGUCUUAUUAAGAGCAGAGGUAGAUAAUUAUUAUCAAGAAGUAAUCAGCAGAAUUUUAUGCGAAGAUCAAACAAUUAACAAAAUUACGUCUUAUGAUUCAUACUUGAUUCAAUUACAUACUAUCAUUCAAGAAAAGAUAAAAAAAGAAGAUUACAUCAAAGUUUCAGGAAAUUCUAAAAACCAUGAAUUAUUCCACCAACAAUAUGUUCAAUUCUAA
Messenger RNA from Maudiozyma barnettii, 2847 nucleotides. It is a transcript of the gene SFB3, whose product is annotated as Sfb3p. The record is from RefSeq and is a predicted model, not a curated record. Gene Ontology annotation, cellular component: endoplasmic reticulum exit site; COPII vesicle coat. NCBI's taxonomy places the organism in Eukaryota, Fungi, Ascomycota, Saccharomycetes, Saccharomycetales, Saccharomycetaceae. Gene Ontology annotation, biological process: COPII-coated vesicle cargo loading; intracellular protein transport; endoplasmic reticulum to Golgi vesicle-mediated transport. Gene Ontology annotation, molecular function: zinc ion binding; SNARE binding. The transcript has a single exon. The coding region runs from base 1 to 2847 and encodes 948 amino acids.